Molecule: messenger RNA, 4876 nt
Organism: Puntigrus tetrazona (Sumatra barb)
Lineage: Eukaryota; Metazoa; Chordata; Actinopteri; Cypriniformes; Cyprinidae
Gene: ncam2a
Exons: 18
Coding region: 80-2593 (837 amino acids)
Biological process (GO): cell adhesion
Cellular component (GO): neuron projection; membrane
Molecular function (GO): protein binding
Source: RefSeq, a predicted model, not a curated record
GGAUCCUCUACUUUCAUUGGGCUCAUUGAGGUUUCAACUCGCGACACGAGCGGCUGUCCGUCACUAUCUCCUGCUGAAAAUGAUCCUCAAAUACAGCUGUCUGCUGGGAUUGCUGCUCUGCGGCUGUCAAGCGGUGCUUCAGGUGUCGAUAUCACUGAAUAAAGUGGAGCUGAGUGUUGGAGAGUCGAAAUUCUUCACCUGCACAGCCAUCGGUGAGCCGGUGAGUAUAAACUGGUUCAGUCCUCAAGGAGAGCGUAUCAUCUCCAAUCAGAGAGUGAUCGUGCACACGGAGGGCGUCCGCUCCAGGCUCACCAUCUACAACGCCAUCAUCGAGGACGCUGGGAUAUACCGAUGCCAGGCUGUGGACGCCAAGGGACAGAGCCAGGAGGCCACAGUGGUGCUGGAGAUUUACCAGAAGCUGACCUUCCGCGAGGUGAAGACACCGCAGGAGUUUCGUCAGAGCGAGGACGCCGAGGUCGUCUGUGACGUCAUCAGUUCCCCGGUGCCGGCCGUGUCCUGGUUCUACAAGAACCGAGAAAUCACGUCUGAGCCCAACAGCAGACUCCAGGUGCUUCCCAGCAACAACCUGCAGAUCCUGCGAGUGAGUAAAGCCGACGAGGGAGUGUACCGCUGUGAGGCGCGAGUGGAGGCCCGAGGAGAAAUCGAUUUCAGGGACAUCGUGGUGCUGGUCAACGUUCCUCCGGUUCUGUCCGUGCCGCAGCAGUCGUUCAACGCCACCGCAGACUACCAGGAGUCAGUGACGUUCACCUGCAUCACGUCCGGCUCCCCCGACCCUCAGGUGACCUGGUACUGGAAGGGUCACGCGAUCGAGCGAUCGGAGCAGUACGUUCUCAACACGCUGGACGGAGGCAAAAGCACGCUGACGGUCAAAAACAUCCGGCAGGGCGACGGCGGGCCGUACGUGUGCCGCGCGAGCAACAAGGCCGGGAGCUCCGAGAGCCAGCUCUUCCUCAAAGUGUUCGUCCAGCCUCACAUCACUCAGCUGAGGAACGUGACGGCCGUGGAGGGAAGCGCUGCUAUGAUCUCCUGCACGGCCGAAGGAGAACCGCUGCCAGAGAUCUCCUGGAGGAGAGCCAGCGACGGACAGACCUUCACAGACGGAGAUAAGAGUCAGGAUGGCCGCGUGGAAGUGCGCGGACGCCACGGAAAAUCCAUGCUGACCAUCAGCGGCGUUCGACUCUCAGACUGGGGCCGAUUCGACUGUGAAGCUCUCAGCAGGAUCGGGGGCCAUCAGAAGAGCAUGUUCCUGGAUAUCGAGUAUGCGCCGAAGUUCCAGAGCAAUCAAACCAUCUUCUACUCGUGGGAGGGAAACCCGGUGAACAUCAGCUGCGAUGUGAAGUCCAAUCCUCCGGCGACCAUGCUGUGGAGACGAGAGCGCUUCACCAUCUCCAGCCAGGGAACCAGCAACAUCCGCAUCCACAGCGCAGACGGACGCUCGCUUCUGGAGGUCACUCCGGUGUCCGACAGGGAUUUCGGACGCUACAACUGCACAGCCAGAAACAACAUCGGCGCUCGAUACCAGGAGUUCAUUUUAGCACAAGCAGACGUCCCGUCUCACCCGUACUCGGUUCGGCUCAGCGCCGUCUCUCAGCGGCUGGCCACCGUCUCCUUCAUGAAGCCCGACUCUCACGGAGGAGUCCCCAUCAGCUACUAUCUCAUCAACUACAGAGACACGAGCGUCCAGGACUGGAGGAGCAUCAGAUCACACGCCGUUCAGAUGGUCCUGGCUAACCUGGAGCCCAACACCACGUACGAGGUGCGAGUGGCGGCCGUCAACGGGAAGGGUCAGGGAGACUUCAGCCACACGGAAAGCUUCCAGACCUUACCCAUCCGAGAGCCGAGUCCUCCGACGGUCCACGGUCAGAGAGGAGUCGGGAAGGCCUACAGACUCGGGCUCAUCAAACAGGACGACGGCGGGAUGCCCAUCGUCGAGUACAUCGUCAAGUAUAAGACGGAUAAAGAGGAGCAGUGGAUGACGAAGCUGGUUCCGGGUGGGAAUGACUUCGCUCUGCUGCAGCCUCUUCAGUGGAACACACGCUAUAACGUGGAGAUCACGGCUCGUAACGUCAAGGGCCUGUCGGAGCCCACCUUCUUCCAGUUCCUCACGCCGCAGAAACCAGACAUCACAGCAGACUCCCUGUUCAGCGGCCUGGGCCUCGGCGCGGUGGUGGGGCUCGGCGUGGCGGCUCUUCUUCUGCUGCUGGUCCUGGUGGACAUCAGCUGCUUCUUCCUGCGCCAGUGCGGCCUGCUCAUGUGCAUCACGCGCAAGCUCUGCAGCAAGAAGACCUCCACCAGCGGCAAGAGCAAAGAGCUGGAGGAGGGCAAAGCGGCGUAUCUGGUUGAUGGCUCGAAGGAGCCCAUCGUGGAGAUGAGAACUGAAGAAGAGAGAAUUACUAACCAGGAGGACGGCAGUCCAGUGCACGAACCCAAUGAGACGACUCCUCUGACAGAGCCAGAGAAGCUCCCGCUGAAGGAGGAGAACGGCAAGGAGGUGCUAAAGCCGGACUUGAUCGAGAUCAAGGUCCACACGGACAACAGCCUCCACACAAAACAGGACGACAGCAAAGCGUAAUGGAGCCCGGAGUCCAUCCCAGCCCGAACAAACUCAGACCAAAUGUAGAAAGCAGAAGAUAUCAUAAAAGAGGGGUAAAAGGGGUGUGUAAAUAUGUUCAAAUGCAAACAGGGACUGCGUUUUUUGUGAUAAAUCUACUGUCCUUUCUAUUCACGAUGACUCCGGCGCUACUUUUCGGUUGGCGUGUGCGUCUUGAUGUUUCGGUUUGGCCAUGGAGGAUCUCAGAAAUGAAUUUCCAGACCUUUCUUCUACUUUCCAGGCAUGUCGAGUCGAUUUUUUUCUGCCCAGCGGGACAUUGUGUUGUGUCUAUAGUCUCGAUGAUUUCAGAUUCUGGGCCUCUCAUCUAAAUGUGUUAGAGACUUUUUGGUUUUUGGCUUUUUCAAUGUUUUGGUAGGACUUUUCCAUGGGGAAAAAAAAAAAGAUCCAGAUGGAUUGGAUUUCUUCUAUUUUUCCAGGCAUGGUGAUGCGUCUCUAUGUAUGUCCAAUUCCGAAGCUUGAAGACCUCAACGGUUCGUGUUUCCCAUUUCGUCGUCAUGAGUUUUAAACGCAGGGGUCACUUCGAAAAAGAAACCUGGCAAAACUUUGUAGUAAAGUGACUUUGUAGUUUGGAUUUGCGCGACUGCCAUGAUGCCAGAUGAAAUGCUCUUAUGAAUUUAUGUUGAUUAAUGUGUGCAUGUGUGGGUGUACGUGAGGAUGAGUACGUGAAUACACGAACAAAGAUGCGAAUGGUUGACGGACGCUUUAUGAGCGCGUUAUUCAGAUAACUGAUGUGAACAUGGACGCAGUUUCAUUCAUUUUCUCAGGAGGAUUAUCUUCGAACAGUUAGUCCAUCAUGAUUAGUAGUUAUGCUGGAAUAUGUAUUUUUCUCGUUUUGUAUCAUUUAUAUAUCAUUUACAUUUUCAUGUAUAUUAUUUUCUAAUUUAUUAUGUGAUUUUCUAAUUUAUUUGUGAUUUUGUGAUUUUGUUCAAUUUUAAUUGUCUCUAUAUAAAAUUAGCAACGUUGACUAAAUUGUGUGUGUGUGUGUGUGUGUGUGUGUGUGUGUGUGUGUUUAUAAUUAAGUCAGCAUAGCUAAUUGGUAUAUAGCGAGUUUAGUUCUAUUUAGUUUUUAUAAUUCUAUUAUGUACUUAUGUAAUUUUUAUAUUUUUAUUUGACAUUCGUUUAUUUUAAUUUCUGCCUUUUUAUUUCAGUAUUUUUGAUGCUUUGACUUAAACGCAUUUAUGUUGCUUAGUUUCUAAAGCUGCAUUGCUAAUUCAGUUUGUCUUUGUAAUAUAAAAUCUAUAUUUUAAUUUAAUGACAUUUUUAAUUUUAGCUUGUCUUUGUCGUUUUAUUGCACGCUUUCGUUUAAGCGUAUUAAAAAUGCACCAUCUUAUACAGCAUAUGUAUUAUUUAAUUUAGUUUUAUUUUUAGCCAUUUUUGAAAUUCAAGGCAACAUUUAAAUUCAAAGAUUCAUUUAAUGUAUUUUUUCCUUUUAUUUCAAGUAACGAAGCGCACAUGUCAGUCAUUCGCGUCUGUAUAUUUGCGUAGCGUGAGAUUCUGGUCGAUGUUGUCGAUAAAAGCCAACAUUUGCCACCUGAGAGCCACUUUAGUUCUUAUUAUAUUUGAUAUAUUUUACUAUGGUUCACAGCUGUUUGUACAUACAUGGCGUGUGAUGUAGUGUUCCUGUAAAACAUUAGGAAUGAAGUUCCAGAUCAGGCCGAGUCUCUUCUGUGGAGUCAUUAAUGGAGCAGCAGGGCAUUAUCUACCAGAUCUGUUUUGUAAAGUGUUUGUAAAGCCUGUAUGAUGUCAAUGAAACCAGUCACACGAGUUGCAAAAAAAGAUUGCGUUCAUUUGUACUUUUGCAUUUUUCAGCGAAGACGUACAAACCAUCUGGAUAGAAAACAUCUGUUGCUGUCUUUUUGUUGUCGUUGUUGUUGUUCUCCAGAACUCCACGUAUGUGAAGUACCGCACUGCAUUAAGCCAGAAAUGACAAAAUAGAUCAAAUGUUACAUUAAUUACGAGCCGUUUCCAGCUGCUUCUCCCUCGUUAUUGAGUUUCAUCCAGCGACUCUUUUGUGUUUCAGUCUCAUUCAGACGAGUUUCUCUUCUAAUACUCUAUGCAUUCACAGAAAAGACUUCUGCUUUUUAUGUUCUGGGUCGUUGAAGCUCUUUUUCUUCCGUGUUCGUUGCAGGUCUUUAGUUGAUGGAGAACAUCUGAGUCCUGAUCUUACCACUGGAACACCUGUUAAAACUGUAAUUUACCGCUGUAAAUAAAUGUGUACUAGUAUAAGACGGUGCUUGUAAAAUA